This is a messenger RNA of Lachancea mirantina, 885 nucleotides long. NCBI's taxonomy places the organism in Eukaryota, Fungi, Ascomycota, Saccharomycetes, Saccharomycetales, Saccharomycetaceae. The record is from the annotation of a GenBank genome assembly.
AUGAUCUGUAUCAACUGUGGACAAUCUACGCAGUCGUUGUACGUAACUUAUUCGAGUGAUCACAUCAAGCUUACAGACUGUGCAAAAUGUGGAGAAGUUGUAGAUUGCUACGUCGAAUUCGACAAUAUCCUUCUCUUUAUUGACCUCCUACUUCUAAAGCGUGAAGCAUAUAAGCAUUUAGUAUUCAAUUCGCUGGAAACCGAAUUGUCCAAAUUUGAGAAAAAUAAAGAGGACAAAGGGUCUUCUUCGAUAGCCCAAAGGCUUCGGUCAUGGUGUUCUAGAAAUGAUAGACUGAAUCGUUUAUGGAUUAUAAUAUUAGCUUUUGAAAUAUAUCUCACUUGGGUUUUGGAAGAACAGAGGAGUCACUUCCUCAAGACAAGCCUCCAAGAUACAAGUUGGACAUGUAUGGAAGAUGUGCUUCAAAAAACCUCAUUGGAACAGUAUAGUUUUUUCUCAUUUUACUGUUUUAUGGACUUGAUGCUCUUUCGAUACUUUACUGAGCGACUAUUACUUUCGCAUCUCCAAUGGGGCAAGGAAUACAAGUAUGCUGGUGAUAUCAUAUCUUAUACCAUUCUGCUGUCGUACGGUGCCAAAAUCUUUCCUGUUUUGAUGCUAAUAUGGCCCUAUGACUCAGCGGCCUCCACUUUCAUAAUAAAGGGUGUCGCUAAUUUAUACAUCAUUGAGGCCUUGAGGAUGGUAACAAAUAAAAGUUACUCUCAUAUCUUUACUUUAUUUGUCGCGGUCUGCAUAUUAAAAAGUAUAUGCAUUAAGGCAUUAAUAUGUUUGCUGGUUUCGGGUUUUAAUAUUGGCGUUUCGAUCGAAUUGAUGAAGCGAGAUUAUCAAGCUGCAUCUCACAAGAUUUCGAGUUUACUUUUGAGCCAAUGA